Diaporthe amygdali is the source of this 2523-nucleotide messenger RNA. RefSeq lists its product as uncharacterized. The record is from RefSeq and is a predicted model, not a curated record. Bases 1 to 2523 code for a protein of 840 amino acids. The transcript has a single exon. Lineage: Eukaryota; Fungi; Ascomycota; Sordariomycetes; Diaporthales; Diaporthaceae. Gene Ontology annotation, cellular component: mitochondrion. Gene Ontology annotation, molecular function: protein binding; oxidoreductase activity.
AUGGGCUCCGUGGUCUACCCUGAAGCCAAGCGUGUCGUCAUCAUCGGAGCAGGCAUCGUCGGUGUUAAUGUCGCCGACGAGCUUGUCGAGCGAGGAUGGACCGACAUCACAGUAGUCGAGCAGGGCCCUCUGAGCAUGCCCGGAGGGUCAACAUCGCAUGCUCCCGGACUUGUUUUUCAGACGAACCCUGACAAAACCAUGACGAACUUUGCCAAGUAUACAGUCGAGAAGCUGCUGUCGCUUCAAAAAGAUGGCCAGAGCUGCUUCAACCAGGUCGGCGGCCUGGAGAUCGCAACAACACCAGAGAGGCUUGAAGAGCUAAAGAGGAAACACGGACUAGCCCAGUCGUAUGGCGUCGAGGCCCGUGUGAUUUCAAGAGAAGAGUGUCUAGACCUUUACCCGCUUCUCGACAGGGAAAAGGUACUCGGUGGCUUGCACAUUCCCAGUGACGGCUUGGCGCUGGCCGCUCGCGCCGUCCAGCUUCUGGUUGAGCGCACAAAGGCGGCUGGCGUUCGGUACCUUGACUUGACCCCUGUGACCGGCAUCGAGAGGGCUCAGGGCCGCGUCACCGGUGUGACCACAUCCAAUGGAAUAGUCCCAGCCGACAUUGUCAUCUCCUGCGGCGGCUUUUGGGGCGUUGAGCUGGGCGCCAUGGUCGGCCUCAAAGUCCCUCUUGUCCCCCUGGCCCACCAAUACGUCAAAACAGCAUCUGUGCCAGCCUUGAAAGAGCGCAAUAACCCGGAAAAUGGAGCAUCGCUGCCCAUUCUGAGGUACCAAGACCAAGAUCUGUACUAUCGUGAACACGGGGACAAGUACGGAAUCGGUUACUACGGCCAUAAGCCAAUGCCCUUUGUGGCAGCAGAUCUGGGUGUCACAGCUAAAGAAAUCAACGACAAGAAUAUGCCUUCCCGUCUUGACUUCACCCCACAGGACUUUGAGCCAGCAUGGAAGCUCACGCAGGAGCUUCUCCCAUCCACUAAAGAUGUCGAGAUACAGGACGGCUUCAACGGCUUGUUCUCUUUCACGCCAGAUGGUGGAUCCCUAGUAGGGCCGCAUCCCACCUUGGAAGGUUUCUUCGUCGCAGAGGCUGUGUGGGUGACGCACUCUGCUGGUGUGGCUCGGGCUGUUGCCGAAGUGCUCACAACCGGCAAGUCCUCGUUCGACCUGGCCUCUGCGGACCUCAACCGCUUCGAAGAGGUGCAGUUGACCGAUGCGUACAUCUCUGAGACAUCGCAGCAGAACUUCGUUGAGAUAUAUGACAUCUUGCAUCCGCUCCAGCCAAAAGAGUCUCCACGCAGUCUGCGGACCUCCCCAUUCUUUCCCCGCCAGAAGGACUUGGGUGCUUUCUUCCUAGAGGCCGGUGCUUGGGAGCGGCCGUACUGGUACGAGGCCAAUGCAAAGCUCCUAGAGACGAUUCCGUCUGAGUGGAAAGCCCCUGAGCGCGAUAAUUGGUCUGGGCGUUAUUGGUCGCCCGUCGCGGCGGCGGAGGCAUGGAAGACGCGGACGGCCGUGGCCAUGUAUGACAUGACCCCUCUGAGACGCCUCGAGAUAUCUGGCCCCGGCGCAGCAGACCUUCUACAACGAGUCAGCACGGGUGAUGUGAGCAAGAAACCGCUCCCAAAGACGGGGCCGGUCACUUACACGCUCUGGCUCGAUGGAGAGGGCGGCGUGCGGUCAGACGUUACCGUGGCGCGUAUCGAGGACGAGCUUUUCCAGGUGGGCUGCAACACGCCAGUCGACACUGUGUACAUGAAGGAGGAGGCUCGCAAGCAGGCGGCAAAGGACCCAAGCAAGUGGGCUCAUGUUAAGGACAUCACCGGCGGGACCUGCUGCAUCGGGCUGUGGGGCCCUCUAGCGCGUGAUGUGGUGACUCAAGUGAGCAACGACAACUGGAGCACCAAGGCACUGCGAUACUUUCGAUGUAAGCGUGUUUCCAUUGCGGGCAUCCCCGUCACGGCCAUGAGGCUGUCAUAUGUCGGCGAGCUGGGCUGGGAGCUUUACACCUCUGCUGAGCAUGGUCUGAAGCUCUGGGACGCUUUGUUCAAGGCUGGCCAGCAGUUUGGUAUCAUUGCCGCAGGUCGGCAGGCAUUCAACUCACUACGGUUGGAGAAGGGAUACCGAGCAUGGGGCACAGAUAUGACCACCGAGCAUGACCCCUUUGAGGCGGGAGUAGGCUUUGCUGUGAAGUUGGACAAGGAUGGUGGAUUCGUUGGGUCAGAUGCCUUGCAAGGAAGGUCUGCAGAGACAAGCAAGAAAAGGUUGAGGUGUUUGACCGUUGAUGAUGGAAAAUCAGUCGUUUUAGGCAAGGAGCCUGUGUUUCAUGGCAGCAGCAACAAUGCUGUAGGCUAUGUGACAAGUGCUGCAUAUGGGUACAGUAUUGGAAAGCCCAUAGCCUAUGCAUGGCUGCCAGGUUCACUUGGCGAGAGUGAUUCCGUUGAGAUUGAGUACUUUGGGCAGCGGGUUAAGGCCACCAUUACUCCUGAGCCGUUGUUUGACCCCAAGAUGGAGCGUCUACGAGGGUAA